This is a messenger RNA of Parasteatoda tepidariorum (common house spider), 3236 nucleotides long. The record is from RefSeq and is a predicted model, not a curated record. Lineage: Eukaryota; Metazoa; Arthropoda; Arachnida; Araneae; Theridiidae.
GAAAUUCCAAUUAAAAUCAUUAAUCUAUCACUUAAUUUCAUCUAGUGAGCGCGUGAUAAUCACGUGCUCAAGGCUAAUCCGACUCCUCCCACACACACUGACAUUCUGGUUCGAGGGAGAACUGUUUUAGAACUGCGAUGCGAAGCACGUUUUUUUUUUGUUGUGUGUGUCCGUAAAUAUUUUGUGUCCAUAUGUUUGUGAUUGUGAAUAAAAUUUAAUAUUGAAUGUUUCACUCUCAACUGCAAUUAUUUAUAUGAUUUAUAGAAGUCUAUGGAUUAAUACGAAGUGUUCCCGGCCUUUUGGUGGAGGUAAGCUAUCUCCUUUAUGAUAUCUUUUGGUAAUACCCAAAAUCUGGCAUCCCUGCCGGGAUCAGAAUAGACAUACAUAGACUUAAGAAAUUAGAAAGACUAGAAUAGAACUUUAUUAGACUUUAUGAAACUUUAUACGAAUUAGAUAUGUCAGUUGAGAGUGUUAGAAAAUUACGAACGCCAGCGAGAAGUAAUUUCUCAAAGGCAUUGAAUAAGGCGUUAGAUUUAUUGAAAGAAAAUGAAAAUGAUCCCGAUAUUUUGGCCACACAAAUUGUUCUUUUAGAACAGAAAUACAAAGAAUUGAAAGAAUUGGAUUUUAAACUUUUAUCCAUUUUAAGUGAUGAUCAAACAUGCUCGCAAGAUAAUUUUGAUUUAGAAUAUGACGCAAUAACUGUGUACGAAGAUAGAUUUCUAGAAACCAGUACUAAAUUAAAGAGACGUCUGAAUAUUAUAGAAAAACCGAAAAUAGAAGAACCCGUGUUAAAAAAUUCUACUGAAAAUAUUAAUUCGCCGCGCAAGUUCAAACUUCCUGAAUUAGAAUUGAAACAAUUUAAUGGAAACAUUAAGGAAUGGCUUCAGUGGUGGGGGCAAUUCAAAAAAAUACACGAAGAUUCGGACAUUGAGGAUGACGAUAAGCUACAGUAUUUAAUUCAAUCAACUGUAAAAAAUUCGGCAGCGAGACAAUUAGUAGAAUCAUUUCCCCCCUCAGGAAAAAAUUAUGAAGAAAUUAUUAAAUGUUUAAAACAGCGUUUUGGGAGGGAUGAUUUGUUGAUUGAAGUUUAUAUUCGAGAACUUCUUGCUUUAGUAAUAAAUAAUUCAAAUCCUCAAGGUCAAAAGUAUUCCUUAGUCAGAUUGUACGAUACAUUAGAAGGCCAAUUGAGAUCUCUUAAAUCUUUGGGUGUAGCGAAAGAUAAUUUUUCCGCUAUUUUGUUAUAUCCCUUGAUUGAGUCAUGUUUGCCAAGCGAUUUAUUGAAGAUAUAUGAACGGGCGCAAAGUGAAUUAAAAACAGAGAUUUCUGGAAAUGAUAGAUUAGCUAAUCUCUUAAAUUUUUUGAAAAAGGAAAUAGAAUCAGAACAAAAAUUAUUGAUAGCUCGUUCCCCUUUCGGAUUAGAAAAUCAUAACAGAAAACCGAUGACUCACCACUUCCAGAGGAAUAAGAUAUCUGCCGCUGAUUUAAUUAAUAGCUCAAAACAAAACGUUUCACAUCUGGCAAAUUCGAAAGUGGAUGAGUGCGUAUUUUGUAAUAAAUCCCAUUUAAGUCAAGAUUGUAGAUAUGCUAUGAAUUUACCAUUUGAAAAAAAGAAAGAAAUACUUAUGGAGAAGGGUAUCUGUUUUCGAUGCUUAAGUUAUAAGCCUAAUAGACAUAUUGCGCGCUUUUGUAAAAAUAAAGUUAAUUGUUUGAAAUGUAAUGGGCAACAUUUGUUAAUUAUGUGUAAAAUGAAUGAAGAAUUUCAUGGCAAUAAAAUUAAUGAAAAGGGGUCGGAAGAAAAAGUCGUUACGGAAAGCUCUUUAACUAAUACUACAUGCAUGCGUCAGGUUUAUUUACAAACAUUAGUAGUACAAAUACGAGGGGAUAAUAAAACCAAAUUUAUUCGGAUUCUCAUUGAUACGGGUUCGCAGCGAUCGUACAUAUCGAAAUACGCUGCAACGUGUAUGGAAUAUGAUGUUAUCGGUGAAGAAUCUAUUUUGCAUUCUCUUUUUGGGGGUGUUAAAAAGGCAGAAAAUCAUAGAAGAUAUUUAGUUCAUAUAAGUAAUGUAGAUAAUAGUUUUCAUUGUAAUUUUGAGGUAUUGGAUCAGGAAGUAAUUUGUUCUAAUAUUUCUAGAAUAAAUUUUUUCCCUCAUAUAAAAGAACUUAAAUCUCGUAGCAUAUUUUUAACUGAUACUACACAGGGUUAUAAUGAUCAGUUGUUGUAUCAAUCUUCUCCCUUAGAAAUUCAUUUGCUAAUUGGGGCUGACAUCGCUGGCAAACUGCUCAGUGGGGGAAUCGAGGAACUUAGUUCAGGAUUGGUUUGCGUAGGAACUAAAUUAGGUUGGACUCUAAUGGGAAAGAAUAAUAAGGCAGAAGAACAAGAUAGUACAAAUACCGUCCUAUCUUGUCAUGUAAAUGAUGCGAAUAUUUCAGAUUUAUGGCGGUUAGACACACUUGGUAUUGCUGACCCCAGUGAGAAAAAAACUAGGGUAGAAUUAGAACAAUCGGCGAAAGAGCAUUUUUUCGAACUGUAACUAGAGACUCUGAGGGGAGGUAUCAAGUUCGAUUGCCCUGGAUUGAUGGACAUCCCCCUUUAAAAAAUUGUAAGGGUAUUUCUGAGAAAAGACUCGAAAAUUGUGUAAAAUCCCUUAAGAAAUUAGGCAAAAUUACUGAAUACGAAACAAUUUUUGAUGAAUGGUUAGAUCAGGGUAUAAUAGAGGAGGCGCAUUGUUCUGAACCAGAACACUAUUUACCUCACCGCCCUGUUUUUAAAGAAAAUUCGACAACGAAGGUUAGACCCGUCUUUGAUGGCUCCGCUCGAGAUAAAGAGUCACCUUCUAUCAAUGACUGUUUAGAAAAGGGCCCCAACUUAGUAGAACUUAUACCUUCUGUCAUAAACAGGUUUAGAAUAGGAAAAUAUGGAGUUGUGUCAGAUAUUGAAAAGGCAUUUUUGCAAAUCGGACUCCAUGAACAAGAUAGGCCUUACUUAAAAUUUUUAUGGUGGCAGAACGGUAAAAAAGAACAUUCGAGAAUUUUUCUGCAUAAAAGGGUUGUUUUUGGAGUAUCCUCGAGUCCUUUCUUAUUAGGAGCUACUCUUGAAUUCCAUUUGAAUAAUGUUUCUUCUGAAUAUAAAGAAACAUCUCAAAAACUUUUGAAAUCCUUUUAUGUAGACAAUUGUGUACACAGUGUUGAAAAUAAAGAAGAAUUAGUUAAGUUUAUUCAUGAAUCACAAGAAAUUC